This is a messenger RNA of Caenorhabditis remanei, 387 nucleotides long. RefSeq lists its product as uncharacterized. The record is from RefSeq and is a predicted model, not a curated record. The coding region runs from base 1 to 387 and encodes 128 amino acids. The transcript has 4 exons. Lineage: Eukaryota; Metazoa; Nematoda; Chromadorea; Rhabditida; Rhabditidae.
AUGGUCGAGCUAAAGUCAUUAGCUUCUCCCAAAGUGGCAGUACCGAUUGUUGGUAUUAUUGUUUUGGUGGUGGUUUCCACGUUGGUUGCGGUGUUCUAUAUAAGAAACCCUACUGUCACUGAUAAUAUUUUUGGUGGUGGCAAUACUGACGACAACAACACCAUAACAUCAUUCGGAGAUUCUACUGUAGAUCAUGUUACUCAAUCUUCCUCAGAAUCCUCGUCUCACUCGCUUCAAUCGAAUUCUUCCGGAAGUCAUGAACAACCAAGCACAUCUUCGUCGGCUGCUACAACCACUUCUCCUUCUCCUGUGACUCUUCCGAUGACACCGGCAUCCGAUCAAUCUUCUACUCCAAUGCACGCCAUUGAGCCCGUUCAACAUCUAUAA